This is a messenger RNA of Benincasa hispida (wax gourd), 1240 nucleotides long. It is a transcript of the gene SEP1, whose product is annotated as K-box region and MADS-box transcription factor family protein. Gene Ontology annotation, biological process: positive regulation of transcription by RNA polymerase II. The record is from RefSeq and is a predicted model, not a curated record. Gene Ontology annotation, molecular function: DNA-binding transcription factor activity; RNA polymerase II transcription regulatory region sequence-specific DNA binding; protein dimerization activity. Gene Ontology annotation, cellular component: nucleus. NCBI's taxonomy places the organism in Eukaryota, Viridiplantae, Streptophyta, Magnoliopsida, Cucurbitales, Cucurbitaceae.
AGAAAAGCCCUAAGCCUGACUUCUUCAUAAUAUUUCUGGGUGAAGAUUGGAAAAUUUCAAGUUUUUAAAGCCAAAGAAGAAGAAGAAGAAGGAAGAAAGAGAGAAACAAAACCCCCCUAAAAAAAACCCCAAAUCCCAAAGGAAAAAAAACCCAAUUCUAAUUUUUUCCCUUUCUUUUCAAAGACCUCACUAGGGUGUUUUUUUUUUCUUCUGAUCCCAAAAACAGUGUUUAUUUUCACAAAAAUUAGCUACACAUUUUAGGGUAAGAAAAAAAGAGAAAGAAAGAGGGAAAUUAAAAGGGUAGGAGAGAUUUAGGGUAAAAAAAAAAAACAAAAAAAAUUGGGGUUUAAAAAAGAAAGAAAAGAAAUGGGAAGAGGAAGAGUAGAGUUGAAGAGGAUAGAGAACAAGAUAAACAGACAAGUAACAUUUGCAAAGAGAAGAAAUGGGCUUUUGAAGAAAGCUUAUGAACUUUCUGUUCUUUGUGAUGCUGAAGUUGCUCUUAUCAUCUUCUCAAAUCGUGGCAAGCUCUAUGAGUUCUGUAGUAUUUCCAAUAUGCUCAAAACACUGGAGAGGUACCAAAAAUGCAGUUAUGGAGCGGUGGAGGUCACAAAACCGGCUAAAGAACUCGAGAGUAGCUAUAGAGAAUACUUGAAGCUGAAGGCUAGGUUUGAGACUCUUCAAAGAACUCAGAGAAAUCUUCUUGGGGAGGAUUUGGGUCCAUUGAACUCAAAAGAGCUUGAGCAGCUGGAGCGUCAGCUUGAGUCUUCUUUGAAGCAAGUUAGGUCUACUAAGACUCAGUACAUGCUGGACCAGCUAUCUGAUCUUCAGAACAAGGAACAAAUGCUGAUUGAAACCAACAGAGCUCUGCAAAUAAAGCUGGAAGAAAUAAGUUCAAGAAAUAACAUAAGGCUUACAUGGGAAGGUGGAGACCAAAGCAUGUCAUAUGGUCCACAGAAUGCUCAAACUCAAGGCUUCUUUCAGCCACUAGACUGCAAUCCCACUUUGCAAAUUGGUAUCAGACCAAAUUACAAGCACCACAGCCCCAACUCAUGGCCAACAAGUCAAUGGCUUCCUCCCUGGUUGGAUGCUUUGAAGACCAAAAGAAAAACUACCUUACUUUUGUUGCUUACAUUUUUUUUUUUUUUUUGCACUAUGCUACCAACACUAUGCAAAAUUGUUAAUAAGCAUUAUAUUUUACUUUUAUUUUAGAACUUGAAAGAAAAUCCCAAAAUUUGAAGGA